Molecule: messenger RNA, 591 nt
Organism: Brassica oleracea var. oleracea
Lineage: Eukaryota; Viridiplantae; Streptophyta; Magnoliopsida; Brassicales; Brassicaceae
Product: protein SPIRAL1-like 5
Exons: 2
Coding region: 120-419 (99 amino acids)
Biological process (GO): cortical microtubule organization
Cellular component (GO): cortical microtubule, transverse to long axis
Source: RefSeq, a predicted model, not a curated record
GAUCCCAAACUAGAAUUUGUCAAUAUAUCGCAUUUUCCUGAUCAAGCUAAACAAGUCUAGUAACUAUAGGGUUUGAUAAACAGGUAAAUAAAUCACUAAUCAAGCCUCUCAAUCCAAUAAUGAGCCGAGGUGGGAGCUCUGGAGGCGGACAAAGCUCACUAGGCUAUCUUUUUGGAUCAGACAAUGAGACUCCAAAGAAUCUCCCAUCGGCUGCCCCAAAGCCUACACCACCAUACGGCAUAGAUCCCACCGACGACGAAAAAUCUGACCAAAAGCCUAAGAUCUCUAACAACAACAACUACUACAGAGCUCAGGGCCAAAACUCUGGCAACUUCGUCACAGAUCGUCCAACGACGAAGGUUAAGUCGGUUCCUGGUGGAGGUUCGUCUCUUGGAUACUUGUUCGGAGUAAAGGAAUGAAAAUGAAGUCAUAUAACUAGGGUUUGUAUUGUGAUCUAGUGAGUAUUUUGUGUACUGAAUCUACUGAUCCCUAUCUAGACCUCUACACUUCUUAUUUAUAUGUAUGUACGAAAACGUGUGUUUUGAGUUUGCAGUUGACUUGUUCAACUUGGCGAAUAAAUGGUUUCUAGUC